Molecule: messenger RNA, 1134 nt
Organism: Uncinocarpus reesii 1704
Lineage: Eukaryota; Fungi; Ascomycota; Eurotiomycetes; Onygenales; Onygenaceae
Exons: 2
Coding region: 1-1134 (377 amino acids)
Source: RefSeq, a predicted model, not a curated record
AUGACAAAGACUGAUGUCGGCCAGAUGAAGUCUGAGUUGUCUCAAAUGAGGGCAGAGAUGCUCCAGCUCAGUACCCAUGUCGAUCGACUUGGGCCAAACGACCCAUCCAACAACCUGAAUCGGUUGCAAAGCGAUGUUAAUCAGCUUCACCUUGACGUUCACCAACUUUAUACAACGAUUCUUGCUACGAGGACUGAUUUGGGUGAGAUUCAGGCCGCGGUCGGCCAUAUCAAGACCAAGAUGAGCCACACCGAACGAGUCCGUUUCAACUCCUUAGCACAUACUGUACAUGCGCCAAUCACCCCCGUCCCGGUCGUGGAAAAUGACGGAUCCGUCAGAUGGCCGGAAUACUUUCCCAGGACUAUAUGGAAAUUUUGGUGCUUGAAGCGAAGAAAUAGAAUUCAUCGACUCGUUGAGCUCGCCGAAUUUUACCAGCUUGAAGGCUACCAAUACUGGGGCCGUAUGCCACAAACUCACGAUCCAGUAUUCCCAGAAGAUGGGUACUUGAGCGAUUCUAGUGACUCAACCGACCUACCAUCUGAUUUUACUCUUGCAGAAGCCACUAGGCUCUUCCCUGAAGCUUGUCACCAAGCUUUAGCUGCAACUCUGGGUCUGGUGUAUUACAAGAUCCGAAAUGAAGUCGGUGAAGGACCGAAUCAGCGCCUCAUCCCAGCUCGUCAAAAACGCGGCCAUGACGAACUGGUUUCUCUGAACUCGGCGAAUCCGAAACCAUCCAAACUAUCUCGACGAUCAAAUGAUUUGUCUCCAACAAAUUUGCACAAAAUCAUCACUGGUGGCCCAGCCAUUGACGCCAACUCAAUCGUUUCGGAAGGCCUGGACAAGCUGGGCUGGAAUGCGAACGGAUCUCAGGCAUCGGAUGAAGCAAUGAAUAAGCUCAAGGGCAUGGUGACAGAUGAGGUCAACUCCAUCCUGAUUAAAGCAUUAGAACGUGGUCGCGUCAAGCUUCAACCGAGUCAUAUGGAAAUCGGGAGUGGGUCGCCAAUUGGCUCCUCAAAGUCAGGCGUUCGACGACAAUUGAAUGGUGCUGAGGAUCUCGCUGGCUCCGGUGAUGAAGAUAUGCACACCGUUGCCACUGAAAUUAUCUCCCCUAUAUCUCAUAAUGAGGAUCGUUAG